GUCCACCGCCCACCUUCCUUGGACCUUCCUGUCAUCGCAGGAUACCUUUGGCUCGGUGGAGCUAUUGUAUCAAGCGUUCGGAAAGGGCUAACGUGAGCUGAGCUUCUUGCCGCAGUGUAAUUCGUAUUGACUUCACCCCUUGUCUGCUAGGCACCUCAACGAGCCAUCGCGUACAGAUAUCAUAUCCCUCCGUAUAUUGACUCCACGAGUAGAAAUGACUCUUGGCCCGGAGACGUCACAUCCGCUACAGGACACCGGAGAUGACACAGUGAUCUCUAUUCCAAGGCUGCCCGCCGAAGCGUCUCCUCGCCACGAAGAGCUGUGGAAGGAAAUGCUGGUGCACAGCGAAGCUAUCCGUGGCCUCAAGUCGCGGUGGAACACUCUUGCAACGAUAUCCACACUUCCGGACGAGAUCCUCGCAGAAAUAUUCUUUCAGCUCAACCUCCUAUACCGCAACGACGAACUGGAAUGGCGCACCAUCCAUCGCUACGAGUGGAUCAACGUUUGCCAAGUCUGUUCGCACUGGCGCACCGUCGCCCUCAGCAGCUCCAGGCUCUGGAGCGACAUCACCGUGACGCGGUCGAUGAGCUGGAUGAGGGAGGUGCUCGCGCGAUCUCAGCAGGCACCCCUUCGCGUGCAGUUCGCCAUGGUGAACCUAGCCGAUGGCAUGGACCAGGCGGCUCGGUUGUUUCUAGAAGAGCUCGCGCGCGUCGAAGAGGCGGUCAUCGGUGUUACGACAGACGCCUUUGAGGUCUUGAACGGCCUAGACAGACCUGCUCCGCUUCUCCGCUUCCUCACUGUGAAGGCGGUGUACUACAGAGCACCCAGGCCUCCAGGUACACCGCCCAUCUACCCUGCUCUGCAAGUCUUGACGCGCCCCUUUGUCGGCCGCUUGGAACGGCUGAACCUCCUGGGCUGUCCUUUCCCCUGGAAUACUCCUCUCUCGUUCACGUCCCUCUCUCAUCUCACGCUGGUCGGAACGGGCGUCGACCGCCCACAUAUGCCCGAUGUCACGGUCACUCUAACACAUCUACGACUCUUGAAGUGUCUAGAUCUCGAAGACAUCCUUCCUAUGCUCCCGAAGAAUGUCAGUUCGGUGCCAGCCUCGCAGGCCGUCGUCAGGAUGGCUUACCUGGAGAACUUGCGCUUGGUGGGGGAGACCAUCGACUGUGCGUACAUGCUCAGCCAUCUCACGUUCCCGCCGUCGAUAUCCCUCGUUCUGCGAUGCACAUCGAAAAGAGGCCUGGCCGACCUCGUGAUGCUCAUCAAAGACAGGCUGCCGCAGAUGCAGCGCCCGCGCACGCUGUUGUUCGACGAGGACUUCUCCGAGUCCCACUUCCACGUCCGCGUCUCUACGAACGACGGACCACCCGCGGACGGCGUCCCCUUCCCUCUCGUCAUCACCUUCCGAAGCGAUCCACAGACAUUUGCAGCCGAAUCGCACACCCAGUGUGCCAUCGCGUUCUGCCUCCGUCUCGGGGUCGCCCACGUGCGUCACCUGCACGUCGCGGGUAUCAUCCCGCCCAUGUACGACGAGGACCAGACGAAAGAAUGGCUGCAGCUCUUCGUCCACCUGAACAGCCUGACGGUCCUCAGCAUGUCCGGUCUCGCAGCCUACCGGCUCCCCGAUAUGCUGAAGGCGCGGGCGUGGGACGACAGCAACCGGCUGAGCCUGCCCAACCUGCGUCGGGCGGAGGUCGAGCGCGUGAGCUUCGGCGUCGCGGAGACCUUCCAGCGAGGGCAGCCGGGCGACUUCACGGAGCAGCUGGUGCAGAGCCUCGACAUUCGGGCGCGGGAGAUCGCGACGUUUGGCACGCUGGUGAUCAGGCGAUCCAAGUGCGUGGACAUGCCCGACAUCAGGACGCUGGAGAAGGCCGUGGAGAAUGUCGAGUGGGACGGGAUUGUUGAUACAUCCCCAAGUCCGGAGGACUUCGAGCUGAACUAUUACUGAGCAGCCGCGUUUCGUACGAAUAGGUAUUAACACGCACGGUACGUCGCUUCGCUGUGGAGAUGUAACGCCAGCGCAGGAACCGAACACCGCUC
Messenger RNA from Rhodofomes roseus, 2043 nucleotides. RefSeq lists its product as uncharacterized. NCBI's taxonomy places the organism in Eukaryota, Fungi, Basidiomycota, Agaricomycetes, Polyporales, Fomitopsidaceae. The record is from RefSeq and is a predicted model, not a curated record. The transcript has 2 exons. Gene Ontology annotation, molecular function: protein binding. The coding region runs from base 215 to 1951 and encodes 578 amino acids.